AUGGCGUACAGAUCGAAAAUGCCCAUCGUGAAGAUUCCCGCGCGCACUCCAGACACCGCCAUGAUCGCCUUGAUAGAGGCGGGAGACGACUUUGAGACACCCAACUUGAGAGGCGACAUCGUCCCUAUCCACGUCGGCAACACCCCGGAGACACUGUUGCAUGUCCACAGCACUGCCUUGAGCAAGAGCUCCGAAUUCUUCAAGAACGCGUUGAAACCGGAAUGGCGCACAGAUCAUACCAAGCCCAUCGACAUGUCCGACGUGGAUCCUGCCAUCUUCGAAGGCUAUUGCGGAUGGUUGUACACCGGAAAAAUCAUGCAUCGCGAGAACGAUCAGGCUCAUACAUACCUCGCUAGUCUCUAUGUACUUGGGGAACGGCUUAUGGACGUUACACUCCAGAACAGCGUCGUCGCCGCUAUCAUUCGACACAGCCAAACCUCCAAGAAAUACCCUGGAAAUCUAUCGAUACAGAUCAUUUAUGCUGGUACCUCCGCAAGCUCACCUGCCCGACGCUUACUGGUAGACUUUUGGGUCUUCCAUGCGAAACCAGCAUGGAAAGGACUUGAAGACUUGACCAAGCAUACAUGCUCCGAUUUCGUCAACGAUCUGGUUCGCAAGCUCGUUGAGCAGCGAGAGCCACCCGACGGCUUCGUCCCGAAGCCAUGGGUCGCGGAUCCUGAAUCAUACAAGACCAAGUAA
Messenger RNA from Alternaria hordeiaustralica, 699 nucleotides. RefSeq lists its product as uncharacterized. The transcript has a single exon. The record is from RefSeq and is a predicted model, not a curated record. Gene Ontology annotation, molecular function: protein binding. Lineage: Eukaryota; Fungi; Ascomycota; Dothideomycetes; Pleosporales; Pleosporaceae. Bases 1 to 699 code for a protein of 232 amino acids.